Spirodela intermedia is the source of this 1594-nucleotide messenger RNA. The record is from the annotation of a GenBank genome assembly. Lineage: Eukaryota; Viridiplantae; Streptophyta; Magnoliopsida; Alismatales; Araceae.
AUGGCUUCUUCCUCCUCCUGGGUUCCUGAUGCGUGGGGAUGGGUCUGCGGACUCCCCGCCGUCGCCGACUGGAGCGCCAACACCAUCUCCCUCUGCGUCUGUCCCUCGAGCCCACCUUCUCCUUCGCUGAAUCUCUCCGUCGGUAAAAGCCUCCAGAACCAGAGGCCCUGCAUCUUCUUCUCCGUGGCGGCCGUCUUCGACCUCCCGCUCUCUCUGUGGACUUCCGGCUCCUUCGUCCUCAAGUCCGGCAGCCUGCGGCCCUGGGACGAGAACAUCCCGGCCCGUCUCUUCUCCAAGAUCGUCGCCGGCGUCCUCCAUUAUGGGCCCAGGAAGGGAUCUUCUUCCCGGAGAUCGCCGCCGGUCUCGCCGGAGGACGGCGACUCCGGAGACGUGUUCAACCUCGCCUUCCUCACCCUGGUCCUCCUCGUCUGCAUCUACGAGGCCCCGCAGGAUUUCCGGGCCGGAUGGAUGGACGCCAUAAAGCUCCAGAUGACGAGCACGAGAUCGAGAGACGCGUUGAAGGCGCUGCUCAGGUUGAUAGGCUCCAACUUUGAGGAGCAGUGGAUGAAGUCCGUCAACCUUGCCAUCACCAACCACAUACAGGAGUUCCAUGGUUCUCCGCCCUGCUUCAGGACCCCGUCCCCACUCUUCUCCUACGCCGUGUCAGCGGCGGGGCUGUGGAAGGUGCAGUUCUACUGCCCCGUCGCGGCAAUACCCCCCGACCACCCCAACAGCGCCGCCGGGGAGCACCGUUUGCUCUUCUCCCUGAUGUACCAACAGCUGCAAGGCGUCGUGCAGCUCGCUUACAAGCUCGUUCCCCAUGAGAACACCAUCGACAUGGUGGUCACCGUGGAUAACGUCAGGUAGGUGCCGCCGAGAGCUUAGACCUUCCUUUUAUGAUAAAUCAUGGCGUCGAUCUCACAGAGUUCACCCACUCCCUCGGUGCAACAGAUGCGAUGUAAGCCCGCUGGUCUCGAGGAAGCUGAUGGGGAGGAGAGGACUUGGUCCGGAAGAGAAGCACUUCCCGUCUCGGGUGUCUCUGCAACUCACCCCCGCCCAGCAGGACGACGUGCUGUCGGUAACGGCGAGCAAGUCCUCCAGCAACCCCGCCUACGAGGUCUCCCGAGAGAACGCCGUGGAGGGCAGUUUCGACCCGCCGGCCGCCACCACCGGGUUCCGGUUCUCCGCUGCCGAGACGGUGACGAUGAGCAUGAAGCCGUGGAAGUUCGAGCAGUCCGUCCGGGGGGCCACCGCCGGCCUCCACUGGUUCCUCCACGACGUCGCCGCCGCCGGGAAGGAGGUGUCCUCCUCCAAGCCCCACAAGCUGAGCCUGUUCCGGCGGAGGAGCUGGUUCAGGAACCGCCAAACUAACGCCUACCGCCCCUUUACGAGGGACGGCGGCGUCGUCUUCGCCGGCGACGAGUACGGGGAGAGCGUCCGGUGGCAGCUGCUCCGGCGGGGAGCCGAUAAGAAGAUGGAGUGGGAGGUCAACGGCUCCGUGUGGGUCACCUACUGGCCCAACCAGCGCAGGAGCUUCUACAGCGAGACGAGGACGCUCGAGUUCAAAGAAACGGUUCACGUUUCUCUCCCAUAG